AUGUCAGAGACCCUUCGCCUGGCAAUUGCUGCUUUUGGCAUUGGUGCCACAAUCGCCCUUUAUGCCGCCCCAUUGGUUGCCUUUAAAAGAAAGGAAAGUACACAGGAAUUUUUUUGCCUUCUUUCUAUCACUGGGCUCCUGAACUGUCUCCUUUUUACUUGGUACGGAUUGCCCGUUGUAAGCCACAACUGGGAAAAUUUGCCUCUCAUCAUAGUUAAUGGAGUUGGGAUCCUUUUUCACUUAUCUUAUAUUCUCGUUUAUUCUUGGCAUGCUUCAGCCAGAGGAAAGGUGAAGGUAGCCAUGACUACAAUUCCAGUUCUGCUUGUGUUCUGCAUAAUUGUUGCAAUCUCAGCUUUAGGCAUUCACGAUUAUGGUCAUCGAAAGCUAUUUGUGGGUAGCAUUGGCUUGGUUGCUUCGGCAGCAAUGUACGGAUAUCCCCUGAAGAAAGGUAUGGAAACGAAGAGUGUGGAAUUCAUGCCGCUAACGUUGUCCAUGUGCUCAUUCUUGGCUAGUGGACUCUGGCUCAUUUAUGGACUUGUCAUUCGUGACAUAUUCGUAGCGGGACCAAAUGCGAUUGGGAUUUACUUGGGCAUCCUUCAGGUGGUGCUCAACAUUAGAUAUCGGAACGUGAGUGUUUUUGAAGAACUAAACAGGGGAGACUUGGAAAAUUGUAACACAAAGGAAGUGAACUUGCAAAAGAGGAGGCCGGAAUUUGAAGUACAAAGGAGAACCCUCUAUGCACCAAUGUGCAAUAGGUUUUCAACCAUUAACUUAAUAAUGUAG
Abrus precatorius (Indian licorice) is the source of this 783-nucleotide messenger RNA. RefSeq names its product bidirectional sugar transporter SWEET3-like. The record is from RefSeq and is a predicted model, not a curated record. Gene Ontology annotation, molecular function: sugar transmembrane transporter activity. Gene Ontology annotation, biological process: carbohydrate transport. Lineage: Eukaryota; Viridiplantae; Streptophyta; Magnoliopsida; Fabales; Fabaceae. The transcript is spliced from 6 exons. The coding region runs from base 1 to 783 and encodes 260 amino acids. Gene Ontology annotation, cellular component: membrane.